GCCCAGACGGCCAUGGCUGGUGAGGAUGUGGGAGAGUGACUGGUAGCCGGAGUGGAUGGCCCUUUAUACACUGGAGCGGACCGGACCGGCGGAAGGAAGGCUGGAGGAGAUCCACUCUGUCUUACUGAGCCACGGAAAAUGAUGCAUCUUAAGUGCUGUAUAAGUGUCCAGUACAGAUUUCUUCUAUGAUGGAGAGAUCGUCAUCAAACUUACCCACUGGGAUGAGGACUAUGGAAAUGCAUCCGUUUGGAAGAGAGGAAGAGGAUUCAUUGGAGAGGCUGUUUGUGUUCUUCAGGGAGCAUUUGCGGCAGGGACACUGGGCCCUAGCGCAAGCUUGUAUGCCCCAGUUAAAGCAGUGGAAAGGAGGUGCUGAACAAGUGAAAGAAAUCCUUCAAGCAAUUGUUGCCUGUCCAUACAAGUUGUUAUGGGAAUCGGUUUCAAGUCCUCAUUGGCUUGCCUGGCUGUGGCUUUUGGAGCUGGAAUUGUGGUGGUCACAUGAUCAGAUAUCGUUACCGCCAUUUAUAAGGAGAGACAUUGAAUUUUUUUUGCUACUGGAACUGCUACAACCACAGGUCUCACAAGAUGUAAUAAAGGAGCUCCAUGAUAUUUUUUUAAACUGCCAUAACCCUGAUCUGGUGAUUGAGAAAAAAGUGGACUACAGUCAGCACAAACUAAGUUCUGAAGCAUUCUCCUCUUUAUAUAAUCUUUUAUCCAGGAACCCUCAACUUGUGCAGGCUGUGAUUAGUUAUCUUCUGGUGGAAGACAGCAACAAUUCUGCUGUGGAAUACAAUCAUGCGUUACAGAAACUAUUUAUUGACUUUCUCCAUUCUGCUCUCUGUUCCUUGAAGAAAGCACGCCAGGGAGAAGUCGUGGAUGGAUCUGACGUGGACAUGCAUGAGUUGACUGCAGACCAAAUUUAUGCUGUAAUUUCUGUGCUUACGUUUGAUGUGGAAAGGCAGGCCGUUGAAAUUCGACAGUUGUGUGAGGAACUCUACAGUGCUUGUUGUGCAACAGAAUAUGGACUGAAUGAGGAUCACCUACUUGGCUUUAUGCUGGGAAAACAGAACCAGACUCUGAUCAGUUUAUAUAGUGCUACAUCCAUCGAGAAGAGUAAAGAGAAAUUAGUUGCACAAAUCUCACCUGACAGAGAAGCUGAAAGGGUUAUUCUCGCAUUGUUUACAGACUCGGAGGAACCUCCUGUCUGGAAGGCAGCAUAUUUCUACAGCACAAGCCAUAGUAAGCACUUUCUGGAACAGGUUCUGGUUACUGCCUUGCAGUUAAUAAAGCGGGAGGACUACAGCACUUUAAGUAAAUUGCUGAAGAACACUUUUAAGCCCUUUGCACGACUCUUGGUGUUACUGGGAUGGAGUUAUUGCCAAAGUUUGGAAUCAGCUCAGACUCUACUGUGUACUCUUCAUGAAAAUAAGGAUUUGUAUUGUGAUGCUGUUCUGCACAACUUCUGUUCUGGAUUGUCUUCUCAGAUUGAGGUGCUUGAGUGGUGUUUAAAAGAAAACAGAUACUACAUUCCUGAGAAGAAAUUUAUUGAUCACCUGCACAGUUUGGAUUGCCAUUCUGCUUUGUAUAGUCUGCAUCAUUUUACCAACCUACCUGCACUGAAUACGGAAGAUGUCAUUGAUUUACUCCAGAAACGAUCUGCUAAUGAUAAGGGUGAUGUUAAUUGCGCAAGAUGUCUGGGCAUGACGCAGAGGCGGAAUGUGACAUUGUAUCAGGCAUUGUGUGCUAUUAAAUAUGCCAUAUAUGCACUCUGUAUAAACGCACACCAGCCAACUUCAUGUAAAGAGUGUCCAUAUUGGGCGUUGGAUGCAGCUGUUAAAGAUGCUGUGAUUGAAAAGGAUCAAUCUGGUAGUCAAGGUGGCUCUGCCAUUUUCAAGUUGUAUUUAUCCAAAUGCCAGGAAUUUCUGCAAGUGCUUCCUGCUCCUUUCCGUCUGGAGGUGUUGGAAAAUAUCUUCUCAUUAUUGUUCUUGUCUUAUAAUGACCUCAUUGGUGAUAAAGCAGGACUAGAACAGCAAUUUUGGCUUGAAGAACUGGGAGACACGGAACAAAUACAAGUGGUGAAGGAAUUUGGGUUCAAUGUAGGACAGCUGGAAUCCACUGUAAAACUUGUGGAUUAUAACGUCUCAAAUUGUGAGCAUUCAAAUACUGGUUUAGAAGAGAAUGCCACACAGAAGGGCUCUGGGAUGGUCCAGGAUGACUGCACGCACAAGUUUAAGAAUAUAUUCUCAACGUCUAGUAAGUUUGCAGAAAAUGAUUCCUCCACAAAACAGCUGGGUGAUAUAGAUCUGAAUCAUUUUAUGAGCAGCACCAGCCGCGGUAAUGACUUUUUAGUAAAUCCAACAACAAUGAAUAUAUUUCUUGAGUUGAUAAAAGGUCAUCUGGAGGCAAUGAAAUGCCACGUUCCUUGGACAAGUGACAAUGUAUCUGAAGAUGAUAUCCAACUAGUGGAGUGCCUAAACUGCUCGAUUGGCACAGAUUCCUUUGGAAGCCGGUUAGCUCAGCUUUCCAGGUAUAUCUGUGAAGCCCAAUGGCGAUACAAAAUAAUAACAAGCAAUAACACAGCUGAAGGAGAAUUACGGUCAUUCACUAAAAAGCAUCCAUCUCUGUCAAGGCGCUCUACAUUGAAGAGAAGAAACAAAGCUCAAAGGAACAGAAUUGAACAGAGUUCUAAUUCUCAGUUGACAGUGGAGAGUAUGAGUGGUGAUUUAAGUACCAGCACCUCAGAUGGAGGUGUUGUAAAUUUGACUGCAACAAAUGAACAUGGGAUUAAGGCUCAAAUCCCCCAUCGUAAUCUUCUACUUCCUAUGAUGCUGGCUCCACCAGAGUCCCUUCUCAUAUCUUGUAUCCUGAGAGAAAACUUUUCCCAAGCACAUCAGGUUGCUUUGAUGUUUGAAAUGCAAUCUUCCUACUGCUAUGGUGAACUGAUCUUCAUGGAACGAUACCAGCAAGUGAUCUGUGAACUUGCUAGAGUAGAGCAGAAAAUGGAGAACCAAGGCAUGGACAGUGUUAAUCGCAAACUAAGUGUUGGUCGGUUCACACUUCAAGCAAUCGGUGAUGCUGCAGCAGCAGGAAUGGUGUUUUAUUCCAUUUCUGAUGUUGUUGAGAAGUUGAUUAAUUCGUCUGAGGUUGCCAGCUCAGCAUUACUGGAGGACUUCUGGAAGAGUAAGGUACAGAUUGAGCCAACCAACCCUCUCCAUGAUGUCCUGGAUGACCUCAGUGCUCCUGCAAUGGCUGUCUUUGAUCUUGCUUGUACCCAGUGCCAAUUAUGGAAAACCUGUAAACAGCUGCUGGAGACUGCAGAAAGGAAACUAAUGGCAACCUUUGAGGCAAAAGGUAGAAAACUUGAUUCUGCUGGUUGUCAUCCCGAUGGAAUCCAAGGUUUUCCUUCAGUCCUUCAACAAAUGAGCAAAAUCCUGAACUUUUCUCAUAGCUCACAUGGACCAACAAAAAUCAAGUCCGCUGAUGACAGAGUUACCAGACACCUCAGUUGCAGCUUGACAGAGCUUCUAUUAGCUUGUUACACUGAACUUUCUGAAGACUGCGUCACUUCACAACUUAACCUUUCAGAGUGCUUGGAGCAGGUGAUACAGAAACUUCAAACAGCCAUAAAGUCCACAGAGACAAAAACGAACAUACUCAAUUGCCUUGAACAAACAAGUUCUCGAUCUCAGGAUUCAGAAGGACACACGAUUCGUUCCCAAAUGAAGCAGUUGCUGAAGAAUUUGGAUCGACAGAUUCAAGCUUCGACGGAGAAUCAAAUUAGACCAGACUACGUGCGAAGCAUGUUUGAUUAUAUCAACACCCUUUCAGCAGUGCUUGUUCGAAGUAUGAACCGAGAUACUGAUCAACUUGCAGAUAUAAAAGUAGGAAAUCCUUUCAUAGUUCUGCAGCAGACUCCAUCGCAACUUUUUGCACAUUUGCUUUUUGAGAAGCCAACUUCACCUGACCGGUUGUUCAUGCUACUGCACAAGGAGGAACUGAAGUUAAACGUACAAGAGAUCAUUGUUAACUGCUGCUGUGAGCGUCUUCCAUUGAGGAACACCAGGAAACUCGGACACUGUCCAUCUUUUCUCAGUGAAAUAAGUAAACAGAUUGAAGAAUACACCAAAGAUUGUCUUCCUGAUUUAGGAUUCGCCCUCUCGAGUGCAUUGGACUUGGCAGAAGAGAUACCUGAAUGUGAAUUAUCAGAAUAUUCCUUGGGAACAUAUUGUCUCAUUCCUUCUGGUCUGAAUUUUCUCAAGUCACAUUCACAGUUACUAGCAGUCCUUGUCUGUUUAACAGCUACCCAAGGGCACAGGGCACUUAAACACAGUCUGUCGUGGAAGGAACGUUUAAGUGGUCGUACGGAGGCACCCCUGGACAUGGAACAGAUCUGCAAGGAGUGCGAGGAGUUAAUGAAAGGAUUUCCAGUCCUUGAGCAUUUUCUUUCUACAAUGGCUGAGCCUUUCACGAAAACCCAAGAAGAAACCACCAGUCUUGUGGACUCUCUGUGCGGCAAUCCAUGUAUUACCCUUUUGCUGUCAGGCCUUCAUUCUGAGAGAGCUGUGAGCACAAUAACAGAAGUGUUCAGACAGCUCUUGUCUGAUAGACGCUGGCUUGGCUUGCUGAAGGUUCUUGAAUUGUACGGUGAUGAGACUGAAGAGUUUGAGAAUCUAAAAGAUAUCCUGCUUAGUUGUGCUGUCAUAGAAGAGAACAAAGGUUGGGAAUAUCUGAUCCGUAUCAGAAAUGGUAUUCUACGAGCAAAACUGGUUCUUCACUGCAUAGAAAAAUGGCCACUUGAAGCAUGUCUUGAGGUUCUGUUUUAUUGUCUGAGUGAUUCUAAUAUGAACAAAAGAGAAUUAAAGUCUGAUCUGCUUGCAAAGAAAAAGGAACUUCAGGUUUAUCAGAAGAUCCUUAAUCUUAGGUCUCCAAUCCCUUGGCAUGGUUGGCAAGAACUACGAACUGAAUCCAGUGAGAACCCACGUGUUGUGAUGGACAUCAUUUUGAAGUGCAGGGAGUUUGAGCUUUGUGAGGCUUGGGUUCAGUUGCACCCUGUUCCAACGCACUUCACAGUGAAACUCCGGCAUGAAUAUCUCAUUCACCUUCUUGAGCUAGGAGAUGGAGAGCGAGCUUUCCAGCUUCUGCAGGGGAUUUGUGAUCCUGACAUGUGCCAAGUUAUAUGUGAACAAGCUCUGGAUCAGCACCCGGGACUAGCUGCUUGCCAUUUUCUUUCCAAUUACCUUACCACUCACUUUCAUAAGAGUCUCUCUGCUGCACGACGUCAUGAAAUUCAAGCAAUGCGCAUUGGAUCCAAGCUUUUACUAACAUUACCGGAGUCUGCACAUGAUGCCUAUUCACACCUGUCCUCAAAUCCAUUGUUAAUGUUGGAGCAACUACUCAUGAAUAUGAAAGUGGAUUGGGCUUCAGUAGCGACCCAGACACUUCAUCAAUUGCUUGUGGGGCAAGAAGCAGGUUUUGCCAUUGAAGACAUUGAUUGCCUUCUUUCCAAAUAUGCAGCCAAGGCUCUUGAAGUUCCGUAUGCAGUGCGAGAGAAAACACGAUCAGAUUCUGUAAUUAAUCUGCAAGAUUUGCUCACUCAGAGUGCAGGACCAGAGAGUCUCGCAGAAUUGCCAAAUAUCGAACAAGCGACAAGCUUACCUUCAGUUAAUCCAACUCUUCAUGGACCAUCCAACCCUCAAGAAGAAUCCAUUCAAAGAUCUAAAUCGACCAGUGAAUUUGUUCCUCCAGCAAACCCACCUGCAAAAAAAGACUGGGUACCUGACAGCAAGGCAAUGUUUUGCUUGGUCUGUUACAAGGAAAGGUUUACCAUGUUCAAUCGUCGACAUCAUUGCAGGCGCUGUGGUCGGGUUGUUUGCCAGUCUUGCUCAGCAAAGAAAAUGGUGGUUAAGGACUGCAGAGAGAACCCAGCACGGGUUUGCGACCAGUGUUACAAUUAUUAUCAUACAAAAGAAAAAGAACAACUGGAUGAAGGAGAAGAUGCCACAAGUUGCGAUGAUACUGGCUCGGAACUUGCUGUCGCUUUACAGAUGCCAAGAGUUGCCGAGGUACAUUGGAGUCUGACUCUGAACGAGGUUGAAAAUGAAAUUGAGCGCAGUGAGUUUUUCUAUGAACAGGCUCCCAGUGCUUCUCUGUGUAUUGCCAUACUUAAUUUGCACAGCAAUAGUAUGGUAUGCGGCCAUCUACUGAUAGACCAUUGCAGCAAACUCUCACGAGCAUUGACAAACCCAGAAGUGGAUGCAUGCCUCUUAAUGGACAUCAUGAAGCAACUCCUAUUUAGUGCUAAAAUGAUGUUUGUGAAAGCAGGAAGGAGCCAGGACUUGGCUCUUUGUGACAGUUAUAUCAGCAAGGUGGAUGUAGUGAAGAUUCUGGUCGCUGCUAACUACCAAGAUGUGCCAUCCCUCGAACAAAUCCUUCAACCAGCAGCCAUCACAAGAUUGAGAAAUAAGCUUUUGGAAACUGAAUACUACGCAUUGGCAGUUGAGGUUUCAACCAAGAGUGGCCUGGAUCCAAGUGGAGUCUGGCAUGCCUGGGGAUUAGCCUGCCUCAAAGUAGGGAAUUUAUCUGGAGCACGGGAGAAAUUUAGUCGUUGCUUAAAACCACCUUUCGACCAAAAUCAGCUAACUCUUGGCUCCUCACUCCUGCAAGAAAUAGUGCAGCACCUGGAGACUUCUGUAAAACCAUAUUUUUCUACGCAGGAUGAUGACAUCCUCGCCUCAUUGAGAGACCUGGAGGCCAUGCUGAAGGUUGAUGGUGUAGGUUUAGAAGUUAAAGGGGACGGAAAGGUCAAGCAACAAGUCUUUUACGAGGAAUGCUUGUUUUACCUGCAAAGUUAUGGCACCAACCUGGCCAUUAUUAGUUUUUAUAUGAGACACAACUGCACAAGAGAAGCACUGCAGCAUCUGCUGAACAAAGAUUGUCCAGAAGAAGUAUUCAUCCGAGGGAUUUUUAUCCCAAGUUAUGAAACUGGAAAACUACAUGCUUUAGAAAAUUUGAUGGAGGAACUGGAUCCAAGUCUGGAGAAAUGGAGUCGCCAUCUUAUUGCAUCCUGCAAACAUCUGCAGAUACAGGGUUUCUUCAACAUUCUCUACGAUCUGCAGCGCUUUAUGAAGGACCAUAUGAGAGCAGCCAUGACGUGCAUCAGGUUUUUCAGUCAUAAAGCAGAAUCAUAUAGUGCAUUGGAAGCUAAACAAAACUGCCUGGUAGAUGCCAAAGGUCACCUGAAAACGUACUUGCAAGAAGUUUCCAACCGCAGUUCAACCAGGAAAAAAGUUACCAGCUCUUUUCGCAAGAAAAUGUCUGCAGCAGAUGUCUCGAGGUACAUUAACACAAUUGAGCUGCAGAUUGAAGUUACCAAGUUCUUGCAUCGAUGUGAGAUCUCGGGUAGUUCAAGGAUCAGUGGACCUCUUGCCAAUCUCUUUGGAAAUAACAAAAUGAAGAUGGAGGUUGCAUGCAAGGUUCUGCUUGGAGGUAAAAAUAUCGAAGAAGGCUUUGGAAUUUCUUUCAGAGUCAUUCAGGACUUUCAGUUGGAUGCAGCUGCUGUCUAUGAUAAAGCAGCAAAACAUCUUCUGCAGCAGCACAAGGUUUGUCAAAUCAGACAGUUGCUGAAAUGUGUGAGUGAAUCAGGAGUUGCUAGUGGUGACGACACGGAUAACCUCCUCCUCCGAUUUAUUGAAGGUGCUGAUGAGCACCUUUCACAGUCAAAAGAGCUAGAGAAACUGAUUCUUGAAAUGAAGAAAGAUGAUAAUAAGAUCAAAGCUUUCUUGCUAUGUAAUAAAUACCGCUCAGCCUAUUUGGUUGCGGUGAAGCUCAAUGUUGUGCAGGCUGUGUGCAGUGUACGGGAAGUGCUGGAGGCUGCUGAAAGAGCACAGGAGGAACUCAUACCAAAGAUCUGUAGGGACUGGCUGAAAUCACACCAACCUAAAACGCAAACACAAAAAACCCAUGGCAAUAAAUAAAGGAGAGCGAGGCUGCACAGGAUCUAAAUUGCUACCUCAAGAAAAUUUGCCAUGAAAUAACAUUUUAUCGAUGAAGGAAGGGAAUGACGUUCUGAAGUUAUUUGGACAAUCAUGGAAAUAGCAGUAUUUUUUGUCACGUUUUCUUAUGCAAUCUUUGAACUUUUUUACUUGAAUUUUAAAAGGUUACUGUUGCACUUGGGACUGUUUUCAUGCAUUUUCUUUUCCCCGCCCAUUCCAUUUCAGAUUUGGACAUGUGUCAAGUCACUACAAAUCUGGCACGGUCUGUAAAAUGGGAGUUGGCUACAAGCAUGCAAUUGAUAUAUAACACUGUAAUAACUGAGUCAGUGUUGACUGCACUUCAAAUAAGUUUAUGUUUUGGCACUAUUGAAUUGUGUGAGGUAUGGUUUAAUUCGAGUGUGAACCACUCAAGUUACUAGUUGAGCUUGAGUUGAACCUAUUUUCAUGUUGUUUUUCUUCUGGUGGCUGUGAUCCGAAAGUCUCUCUGGAUGUUUUCAUUAAUCCUGUAGUACCUGUAGUUCGAUCAAUUUGCAGAAAACCGAAACUUGCGAAAUCAGAAUUAACAGAUUUCUAAAGUAAUCUCUGUUGUAAUCUACUUUUGUGAAAAGAUUGUGCCAUCAAAACAAAUUUGUUUGCUCGCCUCUGACUGUCCUGAAGCUUUGUCCUUGAGCAACCUCUUCCGCAUGUGCUGCCUUUGGCAGUCAUGUCCAUAGCCACACUGGAAUGUCCACCCAUUCCUUCAGAUAUAUCCAGAAUUACUGAUAUUCACGCAGUUGUCAGUCCAUGGAUUGUGAGCUCUGCUGUAACUUUCAUGACUGAUUGGUCUAGAGAUGAGCAAGUUAAAGUACUACUCUUUCUCCCCCCCCACCCCCCCAUCUCCUAUCAAUUUCUCUUCAUCACCAUUGCUUUUCUUUGGACUGGUUCUUGACACUUCCUUGAGCGCCUGUAGCCUUUUGGUAUCUUGUGCAGUGCGACAUGAGAUGGUGAGUGCCAACAGUACUGUAGGCAGCUCAAAGUCUGCCCAUUACCCUUAUUCUUGCCAAUAUGGGUACAUUGAAGAUCAGCUUUUACAAUGUAUCCAGGAAAAUAUUUCCUCCUUCACCCUCCUUACUACAACCCUAUGGGAUUAGAUGAUGUAAUGACCUAAAAGAGAUUAAAUUAUGUAAACCUUCUAAUUCUGUAGCAAAUAGUAAAAAGAAAAUCUCCCUUUCAAAGAAAUACAACAUCAAUAUCUGUCAUCAGUUCCUUCUGGAGAAAUAGUUGUUUUCAAUUUAAAAGUCGAGUUAUUUUUGGAGAUAAUUUGGGGUAAAAAAAAAGUUUAUGGUGGUAUACCCAUUAACUUUAAAGAUUAUAUACUUAUGAAACUGAAUCGAAAUAACAAUGUAUUUGUAUUUUAAGUAAGCAGUUAAAAUACUAAUUGUGUACAUAGAGGAGAAAAAGAAUUUUAAAUACAAAUGUGUACAUACCUCCAUUUCAAUAAGAAUAUAUUUUUAAGUACUGAACUCAGUUUUCCUAUUGUAUUUUUAUUUUACUAUUUGUACCUUCCUGAUCAGAUGUAAUUGUAUAAAUGUAUAAUCAUUUGCUUGGCAUGGUCAAGAAAUAAACUAAUUAUUGUGAAAAGUAUAACACAGUGAUCAAGUCUGCAAAUGUUCAUUGUCGCAACAAAUAAUUUAUGAUGUGUAGGUGGCUGAUACUAGCAGUAAAGUUUAAAUAAAUGUUGAGUUGGGAGGAGAGUUCACUGUGAAUAUUAUCAGUGGUCACUUUCGAUUGUUCAAAGAUAAAGAUGAAAGGUUAAACCAUGAUCUCUGAUACUUUAUGCCAGUGGCAAUAUUUUAUGAAAGUGUAUCUUCAAAUUUUCACGAACAUGUUAUCAAACAAUUAUGCUAAACUCUGAAUGUUGUAAUAAUGUCCUUUGUUUUUUGGUUGACUGAGUACUGAUGCAAACAUUAGAAAAUUGUAGCUUGUCACUUUGAAUAAAUACCACAAUCUAAAAAUGACAUGCCUAGCUUGAAUAGAAAAUAUCUAUGAAAAUAAUGGAGAAUGAGAAGGUGACCACAUGUAUCUUAGUUUAAUCUUCUGCAAUUCAUGUAAUGAAUAAUUGAUCCUGUUUUUUUCUUUCUUUUUUGCUAAUGUGAUGCUUUCUUUCACAUCCAUAUCCUUAUUUUUCUCAAUAUGUACAAUUAUGAUUUUUAUUUGACAGAUUUAAAUUCUUAGGAUCUUUUUCAGAGUUGGUAUAAUAUUCAUUUCAUCAUCAUACAUAUAUUUGAUUAGAACAUUUAUAAUAUAAGGGAAAUAAUUAAUAACAUUCAUUAAUGCAUUUUAUUUGCAAAUACUAUAGUUCACAUGAUAAUGCAGGAAUAUAAAUAUGCAAAAAAUUACCAUGUGGCAUAGUAAUAUGGAAGAUUCCAUAAAGACUAGGUAUAUUGUAUUUAGUGUGCGACAAAGCUGCAAACAUACUAUAUUCAAUAUGGCACAUUCCUAAUUCAUAACAACCUUGUAAACACUAGUCCUCUUGAAAAGCUAUAACACUUACUAAUGUGCUAUAAUGUUGUAAUGCCAUUCUUCAUUUUUAAAGAAGAUGCAUCAUAGUGCAAAAUUGUUCUUAUAAAUGUGCAGUGAGAUUGAAUGGAAUCUUCAUAUUUGCUUCACCCAAUUCCCAUCAUGAAAUAUAUUUUUUGCCAUAAUAAUUUAUAACGAUAGUAAUUUUGAUUUAAAAAUGAGCAAAUUCCAAGGAACACAAAACAAAGUAUGACAGAUUUUAAAGUUGAAUAUAAAUUAUACAAUUUAUACGCAUAAAUAAUUCAUGUUGCUUAGGUUGGUAACAAGACCACAUGAAUGAAUUUAAAUACUGUAGAUGACUUGUAAGUUUCAUCAUGACAUUAUCUCAAAGUUUGUUCCUUGGAAUUUGCUCAUUUUUAAAUCAAAAUUAGUAUUGUUAUUUUCCGUUAUCCAGUUCUAUUUAAAGUCUAGGUAUGAUCUAAUGCUAAAUUGAGUUUAUAUUUAAACUCAGUUGGAUUGGUCUGGUAUAUAGGACCUUUUCACUACCAUCGCCAGGUUAUUAAAAUGCAAGAAAUAGCUUUCCACUUCAGAAUAGUUUCUUGAAUAUUAGCAGAUAUUAGAUUAGCAUUGGACAGUUCUUCAAUCGUUCAAUGGCACUUUAUUGCACUUGCAUUAAAUGCCUUAAAGAGCAAAAGAUGAUGCGGCCUAAGAGUUCAGCUGAAUUUGAAAAAUAUUUGAAGGAAUCAAUAAAAAUCAUUUACUGGAAUUUCAUUGCUAAGCAGAAAUAAGUAGUAAAUUGUGUAUUUUUCAUUUCCCUUCUACUUUUGCCCUUCCCCUGCCUUUCAUUUCCACCUGGGAUUUUCUCGUGGCGAACUUCACUGCUGCAAUUGCAAACUGUUUGACAGGCUGAUAUUUUCUCCGAAAUAAAAUGAGCAACACUCUGCUGAAACUUUUAAUGCUUAAUUCUUAAUGAUUUGUUGUUCCAUCAAAAAUGCUCCAUCAGUUUGGUGCCAAAUCUGACAGGUAGGUAAUUGGAAGAUGGAGUUGGAGGGGGAUGCUAGACUAUUUGACCUUUCUGAACACCAUUUUAACUUCUCCUUUGUCAUAAAAGCAUCUAGAAGCAAAAUAUGCAGAGCUGUCCCCCUUUUGCUGUUGCCUAUGAUAUAUAUUUUUUUCUAGUUUUAGAGUUGUUGUAAUUGGUAGGGAAACAUAUUGUUCCACAGAUCUUGCCUAAACAAUUCUGAAAUUAAAAGACUUGUAUGUGAAAAUUGUGGCUGACAUAUAAGAGUGUUUCAGAAGUGAUGCAGGUUGCAAAUGGAGCAGAGGAGAUUUAUUUUAAUAAUCAUAUUGAGGGCUCUAACUGUAAAAGAAAAAUGUGUUUUUGUUUGUGUACUAUCAUAAUGUAAUAUCUGAAUAAACUGGACGUUCUAAUUGUUUUACUUUAAA
Molecule: messenger RNA, 11933 nt
Organism: Amblyraja radiata (thorny skate)
Lineage: Eukaryota; Metazoa; Chordata; Chondrichthyes; Rajiformes; Rajidae
Gene: zfyve26
Product: zinc finger, FYVE domain containing 26
Exons: 42
Coding region: 186-7970 (2594 amino acids)
Biological process (GO): regulation of cytokinesis; mitotic cytokinesis; double-strand break repair via homologous recombination
Cellular component (GO): midbody; lysosomal membrane; centrosome
Molecular function (GO): phosphatidylinositol-3-phosphate binding; metal ion binding
Source: RefSeq, a predicted model, not a curated record